AUGACCAAGCCAAAGGUGUUCGUGAUUGGUGUAGGAAUGACGAAGUUCUGCAAGCCAGGAUCUCGUGACUGGGACUAUCCUGACAUGGUCAAGGAAGCCGUGAACAUGGCUCUGGAUGAUUGCAAGCUAAAAUACAGCGACAUACAGCAGGCCACUGUUGGCUAUCUUUUCGGUGGCACCUGUUGCGGACAGAGAGCUCUUUAUGAACUUGGUUUCACUGGAAUUCCAAUCUUCAACGUAAGACUUACUCAGCUCUGCUGCAUCAAUAGAUGUAAGGUUAACAAUGCAUGUGCAUCGGGAUCGUCAGGACUUUUACUCAACUACGUUGUAGGGAAUUCCGAUGUAGUCCUCGCUUGCGGAUUCGAAAAGAUGGCUACC
This is a messenger RNA of Strongylus vulgaris, 378 nucleotides long. The record is from the annotation of a GenBank genome assembly. NCBI's taxonomy places the organism in Eukaryota, Metazoa, Nematoda, Chromadorea, Rhabditida, Strongylidae.